Molecule: messenger RNA, 2006 nt
Organism: Sodiomyces alkalinus F11
Lineage: Eukaryota; Fungi; Ascomycota; Sordariomycetes; Glomerellales; Plectosphaerellaceae
Product: choline/ethanolaminephosphotransferase
Exons: 4
Coding region: 271-1524 (417 amino acids)
Biological process (GO): phospholipid biosynthetic process
Cellular component (GO): membrane
Molecular function (GO): phosphotransferase activity, for other substituted phosphate groups
Source: RefSeq, a predicted model, not a curated record
CCCGCAUGGGUUUCCUACCUUACCCGCUAUUACCAGCUCGAUCUUAAUUCUCAAUUUCCAGGGCACACUCUACUAUUAGUACGUCGUCUGCUCAAAACUUUUCUCCCCCUUCUUCCACCGGCAAAGCCAACGAUGCCCCGGACUCGAGAGUGAACCGUGACGUAGUCCCGAGCCGCCAAUUCCACCUUGUUCCCGUUUUUGGCCCCUCUAAGAACAAAGGAAAAGGACGAACAUCGCCGGUCACUACAGUACAUACCGGUAGACAUCAUUAUGGGGCCCUCUACUGCCCUUGACAAACGGCGAGCUGCUGCUGAGUGCAUCUCGGAUGAAGCGCUGAUCCACCUCAAGUCGUACAAAUAUUCAUCAGUUGACAAGUCGCCUGUGUCACAUUACAUCCUCCGUCCCUAUUGGAAUGCCGCUGUCAACUUUCUACCAUUAUGGCUGGCCCCGAACAUGGUCACGUUGAUUGGCUUCAUGUUUAUCCUGGCUAACAUCGGAUUGCUUGUCAUCGUCAUGCCCGAUCUAGUGGGACCGGCCCCGUCAUGGGUCUACUACAGUUUCGCCUUCGGCUUGUUCAUGUAUCAGACCAUGGACAACCUCGACGGCAAGCAGGCUAGGCGCACUCGCACUUCGAGCGGCCUUGGGGAACUCUUCGACCACGGCAUCGACUCCCUCAAUUGCACUCUUGGUAGCCUCCUCGAGACGGCAGCUAUGGGUCUCGGCACCUCCCGGUCUGGCGUGUUCACCGCCCUCGUUCCCUGCCUUCCCAUGUUCUUUUCCACCUGGGAGACCUACCACACCCACACGCUCUAUCUCGGCACCUUCAACGGCCCGACCGAGGGCAUCCUCAUCGCCUGCGCCGUCAUGGUCAUCUCGGGCCUCUAUGGGCCCGGGAUCUGGACGGAGCCUAUCGUCGACAUCAUCGGCGAGAAGAGCCUGUUUGGCCUGUCGUCGGUUCUCGGCGACCACUCCAUUCGCGACUUUUGGAUCGUCAUCAUCGUCGGCUCCCUCCUCGUCGGACACAUCCCCUUCUGCGUCUAUCAUGUGGUCUGCGCCCGCCGUCAGAAGGGCCUUCCCGUGGCCCCCGUCUUCCUCGAGUGGACGCCCAUGGCGGUGUACACCCUGGCCAUCGGCGCAUGGCUUUACUCGCCUCACUCGACCCUCAUGCGCGACAACCACCUCGUGCUCUUCUGCUUGACCAUGUCCUUCGUCUUCGGCCGCAUGACCACCAAGAUGAUCCUCGCCCAUCUCACCCGCCAGCCCUUCCCCUACUGGACCGUGAUGCUCUGGCCCCUUGUCGGUGGCGCCUUUCUCGGUAACCUGCCGCGCUUUGGCUUCGCGCCCAUCUCCGCCGGAUUCGAACUCGCAUACCUGUAUGCCUAUUUUGCUUUCGCCUUUGUGGCCUACUCUCGCUGGGCUUACCUCGUCGUCACGAGUAUCUGCAACUUCCUUGGCAUCAACGCCCUCACGAUUCCCAAGGAGAUUCAGCUGGAGAAUGAAAGGGCGUUGAAGAAACAGAACUAGUUCGACCGGGCAAACCAGAAGCCUAGACCGAAAAUGCGUGCCGUAGCGGCUGAAAGGGUUUCAACAUACCUGGUGUUUUAGAAAGAGAGAUGGAGAGGGAAGGAGGGGUUGGUUUGGUUCGGUUACAGCAAGACGGACGGAAAGCUUAGACAGCACUACGAUAUGCACCUUUGUCGGCCGUGCUGAGACGAGGACGGAAUCUAGCAUGCCGGCGCAAGACUUGAGGCGUGGGGACUUUGGAAGGAAGGUCUGGCAUCACUUUUUGCAUCAGCGGUCGGGGGUUCUGGGCGUUGGGGAGCAGGUUGUGCCAUUUUCAACCUGGCGCGAGCAUCGCAUGGUACUUUUGGCUGCCAUUGACUUACAGCACUGUUUCGGUUCGACGGUCCAAGUCUCAGCAUCGAUCUGCUCGAGCAUCGGGCAGCAGAGGUAAUUAAAAUUUAGACAUAGUGGGCCUGCACCUGAAUAAUAUUCGUACACACACA